Messenger RNA from Chrysemys picta bellii (western painted turtle), 5656 nucleotides. RefSeq names its product bromodomain containing 1 (gene BRD1). Gene Ontology annotation, cellular component: MOZ/MORF histone acetyltransferase complex. Lineage: Eukaryota; Metazoa; Chordata; Testudines; Emydidae. Gene Ontology annotation, biological process: regulation of transcription by RNA polymerase II. Gene Ontology annotation, molecular function: protein binding. The record is from RefSeq and is a predicted model, not a curated record.
CGUCCCGUCCCCCGCUCCCCCCGCCGGCGCAGCGCUGUGGUGAAGCCGCAUUGUUUGUGCUGAGGGGGGAGGGGAGGUUCUCAGCCCUAGGACGGAGCGCCGAGCCCGCAGCCGGACUGCGACCAGCUCUGCGCCUCCCGAAUGCGCCGCGCGCGGCCCGAGCAGGAGCCCCACACCCGCCGCCGGCAGCCCGAAGGCAGCACGGCACCGCCAGCGCCCGCUUGGCCGCCCGGGGCUGCUGGGAGCGGCAUCGGUGGAGCCGCCCCCGCCAUUAGACCGGCCGCAGCGCCGACCAGGAGACGAGGAGCAGGAGGGUCUGUCAGCCGCGCUCCGGCGGCUCCCACAGCGUAAUCAUUACCAAAUGAGGAGAAAAGGAAGAUGUCAUCGAGUAUCUGCAGCAAGGCAUUCUUCUUCCCCGUGCAGUAUUAAACACUCCCCUACACGAGAAACUUUGACAUAUGCUCAAGCUCAAAGGAUGGUUGAAAUAGAAAUUGAAGGUCGCCUGCACAGGAUCAGUAUUUUUGAUCCAUUAGAGAUUAUAUUAGAAGAUGAUCUCACAGCGCAAGAAAUGAGUGAAUGCAACAGCAAUAAAGAAAAUAGCGAGAGACCACCAGUUUGUCUGAGAGCCAAGCGGCAUAAAAAUAACAAAGUGAAAAAGAAAAAUGAAGCUCUUCCAAGUGCGCAUGGUACACCUGCUACAACAAGUCCUCUUCCAGAACCAAAAGUACGCAUUGUUGAGUACAGUCCACCUUCUGCCCCUCGGAGACCUCCAAUUUAUUAUAAAUUCAUUGAAAAGUCAGCAGAAGAACUUGACAACGAAGUGGAGUAUGACAUGGAUGAAGAAGAUUAUGCAUGGUUAGAAAUAAUAAAUGAAAAGCGAAAAAGUGAUGGCGUAUCAGUUGUGUCACAAAAUAUGUUUGAAUUCCUUAUGGACAGGUUUGAAAAAGAGUCUUAUUGUGAGAACCAAAAACAGGGUGACCAUCAGUCUUUAAUUGAUGAAGAUGCAGUAUGUUGUAUAUGCAUGGAUGGUGAAUGUCAGAACAGCAAUGUAAUCCUAUUUUGUGAUAUGUGUAAUUUAGCAGUGCAUCAGGAGUGCUAUGGGGUGCCAUAUAUACCUGAGGGUCAAUGGCUCUGCAGACGCUGUCUGCAGUCCCAUUCCCGGCCUGUAGACUGUGUGCUGUGCCCAAACAAGGGAGGUGCCUUUAAAAAGACUGAUGAUGAUCGCUGGGGACAUGUUGUGUGUGCUUUGUGGAUUCCAGAAGUUGGAUUUGCCAAUACAGUUUUUAUUGAGCCAAUUGAUGGUGUCAGAAACAUUCCCCCAGCCAGAUGGAAGUUAACAUGCUACCUCUGUAAACAGAAAGGCGUUGGUGCCUGCAUCCAGUGCCACAAAGCAAACUGUUACACAGCAUUCCAUGUGACAUGUGCUCAAAAGGCUGGUUUGUAUAUGAAAAUGGAACCUGUGAAAGAAUUAACUGGCAGUGGGACAACGUUCUCUGUAAAAAAGACUGCCUAUUGUGAUGUACAUACUCCACCAGGUUGUAUACGGCGACCUCUAAAUAUUUAUGGAGAAGUUGAUGUGAAAAAUGGUGUGUGUAGAAAAGAGGGCUCAGUCAGAACUGCAAGGUCUACAUCAAAAGUCAGAAAAAAGGCAAAAAAGGCCAAGAAAUCAGUGGUUGAACCCUGUACAGCUAUGCCAACAGUAUCUGCUCCUUAUAUUCCCCCUCAGAGAUUAAAUAAAAUUAUGAAUCAGGUGGCCAUUCAACGGAAGAAGCAGUUUGUUGAAAGAGUACACAGUUACUGGUUACUUAAAAGACUGUCUAGGAAUGGUGUUCCUCUGUUGAGAAGGCUGCAGUCCAGUUUACAGUCACAAAGAAACAUACAACAGAGAGAAGAUGAUGAAGAAAUGCAAGCCCUAAAGGAGAAGUUAAAGUACUGGCAAAGGCUGCGCCAUGAUCUUGAGAGAGCACGUUUGUUGAUUGAACUUAUACGUAAACGUGAAAAAUUGAAAAGAGAACAGAUCAAGGUUGAGCAGGUCGCCAUGGAGCUCCAGUUGACUCCAUUCACUGUAUUGUUGCGAUCAGUUCUGGACCAGCUGCAGGAAAAGGAUUCUGCUCGAAUAUUUACUCAGCCAGUAAACCUUAAGGAGGUUCCAGAUUAUUUGGAUCAUAUAAAACAUCCCAUGGAUUUAUCUACUAUGAGAAAACGGUUAGAUUCCCAAGGCUAUAAAAACCUUAAUGAGUUUGAAGAAGAUUUUAAUCUUAUUAUAGAUAACUGUAUGAAAUACAAUGCAAAGGAUACAAUAUUCUAUAGAGCUGCCGUGCGAUUAAGAGAUCAAGGAGGUGUUGUUCUGAGACAAGCUAGGCGAGAUGCUGAGGGGAUCGGUUAUAAUAAUGAAACUGGAAUGCAUUUACCUGAACAGCCUAAACUAGAAUCACCCCAGCCUUUCUCCUGGGAAGAAGUGGAUAGGUUACUGAAUCCAGCUAACAGAGUGCAUAUGUCCUUGGAAGAACAGCUGAGAGAGUUGUUAGAAAAACUUGAUCUCACCUGUGCAAUGAAAUCCAGUGGGUCAAGGAGCAAACGAGCAAAGCUGUUAAAGAAAGAAAUCAGCAUUAUUCGCAACAAACUAAGUCAACAACACAGCCAACCUCCGCAAAUAGAAUCAGGUAUUGGAAGUUUUGAAGAGGAAAGUGCAGCAUUAGAACAAGAAGGUGAAGAAGAAGGAGAUAAAUCUCCCCCUAAACUUGAACCAUCAGAUGCAUUACCUCUUCCUUCAAACUUGGAGACUAAUUCAGAACCACCAACCCUCAAACCAGUAGAACUCAAUCCAGAGCAGAGUAAGCUUUACAAAAGAGUAAAAUUUGAUAAUGAAUUAUAUAGCACUUCCAUUCAGAAAGAAAUAAAUGGACACACUCCAGAACACUUACUUGACAGUAAUCUCAAUGAGUCGACUGUUUCUGCUGUAGCUGAGUCAUCAACUGAUGUAAACAGACGUACAUCCAUUCUCUUCUGCAAAUCAAAAAGUAUAAGCCCCCCAAAGUCUGCAAAGAACACUGAAACCCAGCCAACUUCUCCACAGCUAGGGACCAAAACCUUUUUGUCUGUAGUCCUUCCAAGGUUGGAGACUCUUCUGCAGCCAAGGAAAAGAUCAAGAAGUGCAUGUGGAGAUUCUGAGGUUGAUGAUGAGUCCCCUGUAAAGCGCUUGGAUACAGGCCUAUCAAAUGGUUUUGGAGAUGGAAGUAAAGAGAGAGAGUUAGAUGAUGCUCCAGGAAGAAAAGUUGAACCUCGUCGCCGCUGUGCAUCCGAAUCUAGCAUAUCCUCCAGUAACAGCCUUUUAUGUAAUUCAAGUUUUAGCUUGCCAAAGUGUGGUAAAGGCAAACCAGCGCUUAUACGAAGACACACCUUGGAAGACCGAAGUGAGUUGAUAUCAUGCAUUGAAAAUGGAAACUACGCAAAAGCAGCAAGAAUUGCAGCUGAAGUUGGACAUAGCAGUAUGUGGAUUUCAACGGAUUCUGCAACAUCUGUUCUUGAGCCUCUGAAAGUAGUGUGGGCCAAAUGCAGUGGAUAUCCCUCCUAUCCAGCACUGAUUAUUGACCCUAAGAUGCCUCGUGUUGCCGGUCAUCACAAUGGUGUUACAAUACCAGUGCCACCUCUAGAUGUAUUGAAAAUUGGAGAACAAAUGCAGACCAAAUCUGAUGAGAGGCUUUUCUUAGUUUUGUUUUUUGACAAUAAAAGAAGUUGGCAGUGGCUUCCAAAAUCCAAAAUGGUUCCCCUGGGGAUUGAUGAGACCAUAGAUAAGUUAAAAAUGAUGGAAGGUCGAAACUCAAGCAUUCGUAAAGCUGUGAGAAUUGCUUUUGAUCGUGCUAUGACUCAUCUAAGUAGAGUCCAUGGAGAACCAGUUAGCGACUUCAGUGAUAUUGACUAACAAAGGUGCUACCAAGGCAAGAAACACACCACACAUAGACUUGAACUUUAUUAAUAAACCUCAUUGUGUAAAAGAAUGUAUUGACAAUACAACUCCUUAAUCAUUGAUUCAGUGGCUGAGUUCUGCAAACUUCAAACAGCUGAGCAGUUUCUCUAAAUCACCAUUGCCAUAUAGAUUAAUGAUUUUAUCAUCGUGUUGUAGUUUGGAGGAUUUUCCACUAAAGCUGUUAAAAUGUCUUGUUCAUAGUGUUCAUAAAUUGUACAUAUAUGUAUAUUCAACACUUAACUUAUUCUGAUUUUAGAGGUAGCUCUUUAAUUCCCUUUUUUAAUUUUGAUGGGGAGAGAGUAGGUUUUCAUUUCCAUGUUUUUUACAUAUUAAAAAAAAAAAAGUAACGUACAUAAGCACCAUCUUCCAGCUUAAGGUGCUUAGUGAAUCUUAAAGCCUAAUAUCAAAAUAACAUCAAAGAUAUGUUUGCCUAAAUCAUAUAUUAUACAAUAUGGUGCUGCUUGUAUCAUUUUUCCUUGAUCUGUAGCUUUUGAAAGACUUGUGAAUGUUUAAUUUUGUGUAAAUCAUUGCUCUUUGCACAAAGUACCACAUAUUUAAGAUUGAUGUAAAUUUACCAUUACAAAUAUGUAUUUUAAGAAAGAAAAUUACAUUAUUUUGGAGGGUACUUUGUGAGAAAGGCAUCGAGUAAAAUUAUGCUAUGUACAUCACUUGCAAAUCACCAAAAACACUCCAUUAUUGCCCAAAAUAACUUUUUAAGAGAUUUUUUUCCCCAUUUUUUCUUUGUUUUAAACAAACUUGGCUUAAAGCCAGUGAGCACAUUUUUUUCGAAACCAUCCCAUCCAUCUCCCAUAGAUAAUAUUUUUUUUCAUAUAUGUGCCUCCCUGUUUUAUUUAUUGUAGAAAAUGUAUUAAUUUGCUUUAUAAUGAAAAAUAAAUUUGACAAAGUAUAUUGAUAUGCAUUUUUAUACAGGCACGUGAGAAGACAACUUGCUUUGGGAGAAAAAUGUAUUGGAAAUUGUAUAAAAUGACUUGAUGGCUUGUGUGUAAUUUGAUUUUUUGUAACCUGUAUGCCUUUGUUUCCAAUGAGGGGAUUUAUGUAACUUUUAAUUUAGAACACUUUGGUAGCAAUAGAAACUUUGGAUACAUUUUUGUAUGGUACAUGUGAUGUAUAUAGAAUUAGUACUUUAUUUUUAUUUUUAAGAAGUAAAGCAUUAUGUAUGGGUGUGGGAAAAGAAAGAAGGGGGGGUUUCCAGAACUGCAUUUUUUUAUAUUAAAAAAAUAAAGUCAAGAUAUUGAUUGUUGUAGCUACUUUAUUCCUACGUUCACUGAAAUACUGAAUUUGUAACAAUGAAAAUGGCAAGGUAUGUUUGCAAUGUGAUUUAUAAUGACUCCAUUAUUUAUAAAUGCACUGUGUUGAACUCUCUUUUGCAGUGAUAUCUUAAAUACUGUACCAAGUUAUAUAAUAUGCAACACCAAAUAAUGCAUAUGAAUGCACAAAGUAUUUAUGCCCAGCUUUUUUUAAAUAAUGGAUUAGCGAAUACAGCAAAACCAAUACUUUUAAAAUCUUUUUUUAAUUCAUUGAAUAGCAUUCUGCAUUGUUAAACCUGCUUGAAUCUUUAUUUUAAAGGGACAGUAAAUUACUUUUUAAAUACUUUUUGAUGUUUUUAUUCUCUAUGGUUUGUAAUACCCCUUUAGAAACUUGAAAUAAAAUUUCUUUCUCAACUGAUAA